Rotaria sordida is the source of this 663-nucleotide messenger RNA. NCBI's taxonomy places the organism in Eukaryota, Metazoa, Rotifera, Eurotatoria, Philodinida, Philodinidae. The record is from the annotation of a GenBank genome assembly.
AUGGCUGAACUUAAACGUUUGUUUGCUUCAUUAGAAAAUGCUGAAUUAGCUCGUGCUCAAAUUGAUGAAGAACAUUCAUCAAUACUUAAUCAAUUACAUGCACUUAGUGCACAUAGUCAUAUGGUUAAACAUAAAUAUUUAACAACUAUGAAAGAUACAUUUACUUCUAAUCUAUCUCGAUAUCGUGAUGAAGAUCUUCGUGUACGUAGUACUAAUUUAAUUAAAGAAAAAACAAUUCAAGUUAAAUGGCCAAUAAUUAAUAAUAAUGAAAAACAAACAGAAAAUCUUUUAAUUUUACAACAAAUUAAAAAUUUUGAUAAUGAAAAUGAAAUUCCGCCACCAUUAAUUAUUAAUAAUAAUCAAGCAUAUUUAAUUGAUAAUUUUGAUUUAAUUAAACAACGUUAUUCAUCAUUGGCUGAUUUUAAUCUUUCUCGUGAUGGCAAACAAUUACGAAUUACAUUCAAACCACAUAAUAUAUUUGUCGUAUUGGAAGCAAUUACAAAUGGUCGACAUGGACAAAGUUGGAAAAUUAUUGAUUCAAUGCCUAGUCUACCAUCAUUUACUCAACUUAAUACAAUAAUUCGACAAAGUAAUAAUCUUACAGCUGAACAUUUAUGUCUUAUACGAGCAUGUUUACUCAAACAACAAAACAUAAAUGAAUAA